AUGGCCUCCAGGUCGGGGGCCGGUCCUGGCCGACACCCUGCACAUCCAAACCCCGCUCGAGACGCCGAGGAUGACUUCCCGCCGCUUCCUCUGCCCCGAUUUCCGUCCCUGCGCACGUCGAGCGGUGAGCUACAACCAUCUCGCCCGGCUUCACCUUCACGACCAAGUGCCAACGCCAACGCCGCCACCGUUGCUGCCGGCCCCGGCGGACUCAACGGUCGACCUCCCACAAGAUACUGGUCCGCCGCCGCCAGAAGAGCCGAGCGCAUCCGCAACCUCGACGACAGAGACAGAGCCCCCAGUCUGGAUGACCUGGAAUCCAACUCCGUGGACCCGUCGUGGUCCUCGACAUCCGGGCGUCGCCAUCCACGACUACGGCCACUCGACUCCGCUUCCCACCAUCGACGACCCAACCUGGACGAGCUGGACCAGACCCUCGACGAGGCCAACUCGCAGCUUCGCACCCUUCUCGAAAUGACAAACCACAUCAACCUCAUGACGCCCUUUGUCCGUUCGACCCUGUCGCCCACUAUCCGCCCCCACGACUUCUCCGAUGACAAUCUCCCAACCAAGCGUCGCAAGAUCGACUCAAACAGGCUCGUACCUAGCUUCAAGGGCUUCCGAUACGGCAAGUAUGGCCAGGUUGAACCAGGCCACCUGCAAAUGGAGAUUGUGAGCUGCGACGGCGGCAUGUUUUCCAACGAGUCGUCCUACGCCGCCGAGAAUAUCCUCAAGGACGACAGCUCGGUAUACUGCACCAAGGGCAACAGAUGUAAUAUUGUGCUGCGACACCAAGGCGCCACCGUCUUCACCCUGGAGGAACUCAUAAUCAAGGCUCCUGCCUCGAUGAAUUAUUCUCACCCGGUCCGCGAAGGCAUGGUCUUCAUCGCCAUGAACCAAGACGACAUCCUCAGUCGCACGGCCCAAUACCAAAUCCAAUACGUCCCCUCCAACCGCGUCACGUACGACGACCACACCACUCGUCACUCCCUCGCUCGCGACCCAACACCCCGUCACAUUGUUUCCAUCCGCCACCACCACGACGGCACAACCUCUACCCGCGUGCGCCGCUCCGUCUACCCCUCCCUCUCUCGCUCACACGACAACGAUGAGCACGACCACCGCACCCCCGAAAUGCCAGACGAGUUCUCCGCAAACCAGCCCGACUUCCGCAUCACCACUGAAUGCACCUCAGACGAAGAAGACUACUCCGCGCCCCACAACCUCCGCCGCACACCUAACCGCAUUGGCUUCCUGCCCUUUGAGACAGAGACCUCUGAUUCCGAAGAAGGCCCCUUCACAGACGACUUCACCGAAUCCUUUCACCGGCAAAUCCACCCUCCUUCGGCAUCUUCGACGUCCCAUCCUUCACACCCAGUCCGCCCUCGCACUGAACGUCUCUCCGUCUCCCUGGCAGAAGCAUGGGACGCCCACGCCACGGCCACGCAAGAAGCCAUUCGCGCAGUAGGAGGCGAGCUGCUCGUCCCUCACGCCAAGUUCUUCAUCGAGAAGAAGAAAUCAAAGUGUACCAUCCGAUUCGACCCCCCCGUUUCAGGACGCUUCAUUCUUCUGAAGAUGUGGAGCUCGCACCAUGACGUUGCGGGUAAUAUUGACAUACAGAGUGUCAUGGCCAAGGGGUAUGCUGGACCACGCUACUUCCCCUCGGUGGAGCUGAGUUGA
This is a messenger RNA of Metarhizium album ARSEF 1941, 1680 nucleotides long. RefSeq lists its product as uncharacterized. The transcript is spliced from 2 exons. NCBI's taxonomy places the organism in Eukaryota, Fungi, Ascomycota, Sordariomycetes, Hypocreales, Clavicipitaceae. The record is from RefSeq and is a predicted model, not a curated record. The coding region runs from base 1 to 1680 and encodes 559 amino acids.